AUGGCAAGAUCAAUCACUUCUAGUCUGAAGGGGUCAUUCGGAAGAGGGGCCAUGCGGAAGAGGGAACCAUGCGGAAGAGGGAACCAUGCGGAAGAGGGAACCAUGCGGAAGAAGGGCCAUGCGGAAGAGGGUCAUGCGGAAGAGGGCCAUGCAGCGAUGUGGGGCGAUUUUCAGUUCCCAGCCUUAUAA
This is a messenger RNA of Penicillium canescens, 189 nucleotides long. RefSeq lists its product as uncharacterized. The transcript has a single exon. NCBI's taxonomy places the organism in Eukaryota, Fungi, Ascomycota, Eurotiomycetes, Eurotiales, Aspergillaceae. The record is from RefSeq and is a predicted model, not a curated record. Bases 1 to 189 code for a protein of 62 amino acids.